Molecule: messenger RNA, 1903 nt
Organism: Dryobates pubescens (Downy woodpecker)
Lineage: Eukaryota; Metazoa; Chordata; Aves; Piciformes; Picidae
Gene: F2
Product: coagulation factor II, thrombin
Exons: 14
Coding region: 41-1864 (607 amino acids)
Biological process (GO): positive regulation of blood coagulation; proteolysis; blood coagulation
Cellular component (GO): extracellular region
Molecular function (GO): serine-type endopeptidase activity; calcium ion binding
Source: RefSeq, a predicted model, not a curated record
CCACUGCCUUUGCCUCUCCCCUGCAGCCAGCCUGUGCAGCAUGGCACGCAGCGGAACCAGCGUGCUGAGGGGCCUGCUCCUUUCCAGCCUUCUGCAGCUCGCACUGAGUCACGAUGCAGUUUUCCUGGAAAAGGGGCAGGCCUUGUCACUGCUCAAGCGCCCACGCCGUGCCAACAAGGGAUUUCUGGAAGAGAUGCUGAAGGGAAACCUGGAGCGAGAGUGCCUGGAGGAGAUCUGCAGCUACGAGGAGGCGUUUGAGGCCCUUGAAUCCACGGUGCAGACGGAGGCAUUUUGGUCAAAAUACCAAGUAUGUCAGGGUCAGAGAAAGUCCAGGGCAACUCUGGAUGCUUGUCUAGAAGGUAACUGUGCUCUUGGGCUGGGCCACAACUAUCAGGGGACAAUUAGCUACACCAAAUCAGGGAUCGAAUGUCAAGUGUGGACAAGCAAGUACCCACAUAUACCUAAGUUUAAUGCCACCAUUUACCCCAACCUCAUUGAGAACUACUGCAGGAACCCAGACAACAACACAGGAGGCCCAUGGUGCUACACUCGAGACCCAACAGUGGAACGGGAGGAGUGUCCCAUCCCAGUGUGUGGUCAAGAAAGGACAACAGUUGAAUUUACUCCACGGGCCACACCACCAGCCACAGCGGGGCCCUGUGAGCAAGAGAAAGGCAUCCUUUACACUGGGACCCUCUCAGUCACUGUGUCUGGAGCCAAGUGCCUGCCAUGGAACUCUGAGAAAGCCAAAAAGGUGCUCCAUGGAAAACAACUUGACCCAGAGGUAAAGCUGCUGGAGAACUACUGCCGGAAUCCAGAUGGAGAUGAGGAAGGUGUCUGGUGUGUCACAGAGGAACCACCCAACUUUGAGUACUGUGAUCUGCACUACUGCGACAGCUCGCUAGAGGAUGAAGAGCCGGAGGGACUAUCAGGACGUACAACCCAGACUCAAGAGUUCAAAACUUUCUUUGAUGCCAAAACUUUUGGUUCAGGUGAAGCAGAUUGUGGCAUUCGUCCUUUAUUUGAGAAGAAAAAGCUAGCAGACAGAACUGAGAAGGAGCUGCUAGAGUCCUACAUGAGAGGCAGAGUUGUCCAUGGGGAUGAUGCAGAAAUUGGCAGUUCCCCCUGGCAGGUGAUGCUCUUCAAAAAGAGCCCUCAAGAGCUGCUGUGUGGUGCUAGCCUCAUCAGUGACAGCUGGAUCCUGACUGCUGCUCAUUGCCUUUAUUAUCCACCUUGGGACAAGAACUUAACUACAAAUGACAUCUUGGUGCGGAUUGGCAAGCACGUAAGAGCAAAAUAUGAAAAGAAUCAAGAGAAGAUUGCUUUGUUGGAUAAAAUCAUCAUCCACCCCAAGUACAACUGGAAAGAGAACAUGGACCGAGACAUUGCACUCAUACACUUGAGGAGACCGGUCAUCUUCAGUGACUACAUCCAUCCUGUCUGCCUGCCUACCAAAGAGAUCGUGCAGAGGCUGAUGCUGGCAGGUUACAAAGGACGAGUAACUGGCUGGGGGAACUUGAAAGAAACAUGGGCCACUAGCCCAAGCAACCUCCCCACAGUUCUGCAACAGCUCAACGUGCCCAUUGUAGAACAAAACAUCUGCAAGGCAUCCACCAAAGUUAAAGUCACUGACAACAUGUUCUGUGCAGGUUACAGUCCUGAAGACUCAAAAAGAGGAGAUGCCUGUGAAGGGGACAGUGGGGGACCCUUUGUGAUGAAGAACCCAGAGGACAGCCGUUGGUAUCAAGUGGGAAUAGUGUCAUGGGGAGAAGGCUGCGACCGAGACGGCAAAUACGGCUUUUACACUCACGUGUUCCGCCUGAAGAAGUGGCUGCGCAAAGUCAUUGAGAAACACGGGCAAUAGGAGCUCUCCUUGCUUGCUCUCAGGUUGCUACAAUGCUCC